Molecule: messenger RNA, 811 nt
Organism: Fusarium oxysporum Fo47
Lineage: Eukaryota; Fungi; Ascomycota; Sordariomycetes; Hypocreales; Nectriaceae
Exons: 2
Coding region: 1-768 (255 amino acids)
Source: RefSeq, a predicted model, not a curated record
AUGAAGCGCUCACGAGAGCUCGAAGAAGAGUUAGAUUCCGAUUCUGAACAGACAAACCCGGGACCGUCCCUACGUCCAGUGUCAAAAGUGACUCAGCUUGAAUUCGCCAUCGACGACGAAGAGGAUACCAUAGCCAUGAGAUGCAACUUGCCUCCGCACAGAGAGCCUCUGGCCUUCAGAUCCUACGACGAAUACGAGGUCCAUUACAACAAGUCUCAUACUAACAGGUGUCUUGAAUGCCACAAGAACUUCCCAAGCGAACAUCUGCUCAACGUCCACAUUGAAGAAUACCACGACCCUUUAGUAACUGUAAAGCGGGAACAAGGCGAGCAUACUUACUCGUGCUUUGUCGAGGGAUGUGAGCGUAAGUGCAUGACACAUCAGAAGAGGCGUAUGCAUCUUAUCGACAAGCACAUGUAUCCAAAGAACUUCUUCUUCGCCGUCACCAGGGACGGUAUUGACGGUAGGCGGUCCCUGCUAAAUGAUGGCAGUCAUCAUCGCCGCCGGUCAUCGACCAACUCGCAAGCUAUCAAGAACUCUCGACGUCGCGCUAGUCUCAUGGAGGGCGAGAAUGUCUCUUCACAGCCGGAGGACAAAUCAAAAGAGUCACCAAAGUCACCAGCGGUGAAGAAUGUGGAAAACAAGCAGGAAAAGGACAAGCCAGCGGACACAGAGAUGGCAGAUCUUACAGGUGCCAUGUCGUCACUAUCCUUUGUCCCACCGAGUGUCCGGUUUGGACGUGGAAGAGCUGGCUUUUCCAAAAGAUGAAGUAAAGACGAAGUUUCAGACUGGGUAGGAGUAUCAGCACACU